Macadamia integrifolia is the source of this 1273-nucleotide messenger RNA. RefSeq names its product aquaporin PIP2-4-like. Gene Ontology annotation, cellular component: plasma membrane. Gene Ontology annotation, biological process: transmembrane transport. The transcript has 3 exons. NCBI's taxonomy places the organism in Eukaryota, Viridiplantae, Streptophyta, Magnoliopsida, Proteales, Proteaceae. The record is from RefSeq and is a predicted model, not a curated record. Gene Ontology annotation, molecular function: water channel activity. The coding region runs from base 92 to 955 and encodes 287 amino acids.
CACUUCCAUUCCAUCACAGCUCUCUCUCUCUCGCUCUCUCUCUCUCUCUCUAACACACUAUCCCUCUAGUCAUUCAAUUAUUUGGUUAAGUAUGGGGAAGGACAUUGAAGUUGCCCAACAUGGCGAGUUCUCUGCAAAAGACUACCAUGAUCCACCUCCAGCACCAUUGAUCGAUGCUGAAGAACUGAUCCAAUGGUCAUUCUAUAGGGCUCUUAUUGCUGAGUUUAUUGCAACCCUUUUGUUCCUUUAUAUCACUGUUUUGACUGUGAUUGGGUACAAGAGUCAGACUGACCCCAACCACAAUGGAGAUGAAUGUGGGGGCGUUGGUAUACUUGGGAUUGCUUGGGCUUUUGGUGGCAUGAUCUUCAUCCUUGUUUACUGCACUGCUGGUAUUUCUGGCGGGCAUAUCAAUCCGGCGGUGACAUUUGGGCUUUUCCUAGGACGUAAAGUGUCACUUAUCCGAGCAGUGAUGUACAUGUUGGCACAGUGCUUUGGGGCUAUCUGUGGUGUAGGAUUAGUAAGGGGCUUCCAAAGGGGUCACUAUGUGCGGUAUGGUGGUGGGGCGAAUGAAAUCGCCGAUGGUUAUAGCAAGGGUGUGGGGUUGGCAGCUGAAAUUAUCGGUACCUUUGUACUUGUCUACACUGUCUUCUCUGCCACUGAUCCUAAGAGGAAUGCCAGAGACUCACAUGUCCCUGUAUUGGCACCACUUCCAAUUGGGUUUGCAGUUGUCAUGGUGCACUUGGCCACCAUCCCAAUCACAGGUACAGGUAUCAACCCAGCUAGAAGUCUUGGAGCUGCUGUGAUCUAUAACAAAGACAAGGCCUGGGAUGACCAGUGGAUCUUCUGGGUUGGACCCUUUAUUGGUGCUGCCAUUGCAGCUUUCUACCACCAGUACAUUUUAAGAGGAUCUGCCAUUAAAGCUUUUGGGUCCUUCAGGAGCAGCACCAAUGUCUAAAUUUUCUUUUAAGGAGUUGGGUUUUUACUUCAUUCAUUGUCUGAGAUGUCUGGGUUUGUAAAAUAGAUGAUUCUUCAAAAGACUAAGGAUGGAGAUUGCAAUGGUUUGGCUGAAAUUGUAGACAAAAUUAUCUUUGAGAGAGAAGACCAAGGGAGUCUUUUCAACCCUUCCAGUCUUCUCAAUUCUCAACUCGUUCUGGUUGUGUAUUGUAUGCAAUUGUGCAUUUCCUAGGUAAACAUUUUGUUUUGUAAUUGCAUCAAACAUCAUGCCGGUUAAUAGAAAUUGGCUGUUCCACUCGAUAAAAAAAAUGUUGGGUCA